AUGGAGGAAAAGAUAAAGUAUCAGAAGAUUAUCAAACGCCCUAUGGACUUGCGGACUGUUGAGGAAAAUCUGGAGCUCUACCCUCGCCCUGUUGACUUCCACAAGGACAUGGUUUUGAUAUUUUCCAAUUGUGAGCAAUUCAAUGGUGAAAAGCCGAUCACAGAGAUGGCUCGAGGCAUCGAGCGACAUUAUCUCAAGCAAUGGGCAUAUAGUGAAAAAGAUGUGAUGGAGUCUUACAACGCCGCCUUGGCCUUGGGCUAUGAGCCUUUGCUGGAUUUGUGGGAAGAGUGGCGGCAUGAGUCACCCGUGUUGGAUUUGGAAACUUUUAUCCGUGCGAUACGCGUUACGGUAUAG
Messenger RNA from Perkinsus marinus ATCC 50983, 354 nucleotides. RefSeq names its product bromodomain-containing protein, putative. The coding region runs from base 1 to 354 and encodes 117 amino acids. NCBI's taxonomy places the organism in Eukaryota, Perkinsozoa, Perkinsida, Perkinsidae. The transcript is spliced from 4 exons. Gene Ontology annotation, cellular component: chromatin; nucleus. The record is from RefSeq and is a predicted model, not a curated record. Gene Ontology annotation, biological process: regulation of DNA-templated transcription; chromatin remodeling.